CGCGGAGCGGACGGGAGCGCAGCGCAGCGCAGCCGCGGGGAGCCGAGCAGCGCGCGGAGCCGGCCAUGGGCAAGUCAGCUUCCAAACAAUUUCAUAACGAGGUCCUGAAGGCCCACAAUGAGUACCGACAGCAGCAUGGCGUCCCCCCACUGAAGCUCUGCAAGAAGCUCAACCGGGAGGCUCAGCAGUAUUCUGAGGCCCUGGCCAGCACGAGGAUCCUCAAGCACAGCCCAGAGUCCAGCCGCGGCCAGUGUGGGGAGAACCUCGCAUGGGCAUCCUACGAUCAGACAGGAAAGGAGGUGGCUGAUAGAUGGUACAGCGAGAUCAAGAACUACAACUUUCAGCAGCCUGGCUUCACCUCGGGGACUGGACACUUCACGGCCAUGGUGUGGAAGAACACAAAGAAGAUGGGAGUGGGAAAAGCAUCUGCAAAUGACGGGUCCUCCUUUGUGGUGGCCAGAUACUUCCCAGCAGGGAAUGUCGUCAACCAGGGCUUCUUCGAAGAAAAUGUGCUGCCUCCAAAGAAGUAACUUGUCCAAUGUAAUGGGAAGGUGGCAGAUUUAAGAAUGUGAUACGAAGUGCCUAGAACAACCGAAACCCAGCUGUGUGUGUGUCCCUGUGGAUGUAUGUGCUUGUGUGUGUGAGGUGCGUGAGCGUCUCUUGUACACACGCUUGGACAUACACUUCUGCGGGAGCUCAUUCGUAUUAAAGGAUGAGCAUCGGAAGCAUUUACUCCGAUGGUUACCUAGACCACAAUUGUUUGGAUUCGGGGGAGAAGUCAAUUUUUUAAAAUUUGAUGUUUUUAAGCAAACUUCUUUUGUACCUCUUCUUACUUCUAAUAUCCAUCCCUGGACUUUAUGUACUCCAAAUACUUGUUAUCUGUGAUGCUGAGAAGUGAAGUUCAUUUUAUGUGAUCUUCAUGCAUUGUAAUCUACUUUUGGUAGAUAUUUAAGAGUAUUAAACCCUCAUUUAAAUGUGA
Messenger RNA from Propithecus coquereli (Coquerel's sifaka), 979 nucleotides. It is a transcript of the gene GLIPR2, whose product is annotated as GLI pathogenesis-related 2. NCBI's taxonomy places the organism in Eukaryota, Metazoa, Chordata, Mammalia, Primates, Indriidae. Gene Ontology annotation, cellular component: extracellular region. Bases 66 to 530 code for a protein of 154 amino acids. The transcript is spliced from 5 exons. The record is from RefSeq and is a predicted model, not a curated record.